AUGUCUAACGCACCGCAACAAUGUAUUCUUGCAAUUGGAAAAACGGGCAAUGGAAAAAUCUUUACUGGAACAAUUUUUGGUGCGUCUACAAUAGUCGGGCAUAAGACCACAUCAAAAACGGACGAAGUUGCGGUUCAUGAUUGUGGAAAUGGACGUUUCUAUGUUGAUACAUUUGGUUUUGAUGAUUCUGAUGAGAAAAAAAGUGAUGCUGAGACCGCUCGCAAAAUUCUUCGUUCAAUGGAAUCAAUAUUGAACAAGGCCUUUAUGAUGCUUGCUAAAGAAAUAGCUCGAAAGUUUUAUAAAACAAAACAUGGAGAAUUUCCGUGCAACGACGAAGACCUGCUUAAAAAACCUUUAAUUUUUGCAAUUCUCCUAUUGAAAAGUUUACCGCGUACCAAUCUUUAUGUCAGAAUUAAUUUCAUAAGUGAUGGGUUAAACGGCGAUAAUGUUUUUAAAAGCUCCGAAACGGAACGAAUCCUCGCAAAGUACGAAUCACUAAUGAGGGAUCAUUUUGAGUAUCCGAUCCCUCUCACCUUCCAAAGGUUCAAAUGUUUAAAGUGUCCCGAAGACACUGAUCAAAGAUUGGCUGUUGCGAAAUGUCAUUUGUACGGAGAAUUGAUUCAUAGCAAAAAAAGAAAAGAUGUAAGAGACCGUAGUGUUGGCGCGAGUAUUUUCCGAGUUGUUACUGUGGGAAUCGUCGAUCUUUAUGACGAGAGAAGAAGGCCUUACAAUUAUCGUUGUUGUGGUCGUGAUAGAGACUCACAAGGAUGCACUCCCAAGUGUUGCAUUUCGGUUUUUGCAUGUUGUCGAAAGGAUAACAAUGGUUGCAUAAACGGACAUACUUGUUGCAAUAAACCGGUUGGUAGUACUAGAUGCAGAGAACGUUAUAAAUGUUGUCAACGUCUCGAACCUUGUACAAAGCUUUAUGAGUGA
Diversispora eburnea is the source of this 933-nucleotide messenger RNA. The record is from the annotation of a GenBank genome assembly. Lineage: Eukaryota; Fungi; Glomeromycota; Glomeromycetes; Diversisporales; Diversisporaceae.